Messenger RNA from Fusarium verticillioides 7600, 1979 nucleotides. RefSeq lists its product as hypothetical. Lineage: Eukaryota; Fungi; Ascomycota; Sordariomycetes; Hypocreales; Nectriaceae. Bases 1 to 1863 code for a protein of 620 amino acids. The transcript has 3 exons. The record is from RefSeq and is a predicted model, not a curated record.
AUGGAUAUCGGGUGGCGCGAAGAUCCCGGCUUGGAGUUCGUAAAAGACCGAAUUUUCAAGCACCUGAAAGCUCAUAACGAUACGGCAUUGCGCUUUAUCGAGGCUCCGUCUUUUGUCGGAAGCCCAGAAAUCCGCGGCACGAUGAAUAUUCUUUGGAGUUGCGUUAUCACUCUGAUCGCUUGCCUAUACACAGCGCUUCAUCUUAACGUCCCAGGCGAUACAAAGGCUCUUCCAAUGCUCCGGGAAAAGUUCAAAUGGGUAGUCAUCGGGCUCGUGGCUCCUGAAAUCGUGCUUUAUCUUGCUUCGUCACAGUUUCUUGAAGCCAGGCGACUUUCUAAAGAGCUGACGCUUUUAUGGCGGCAGCAACACCAGCCUGAAAAUCACAGCACUUUAUUGUGCGAUUCGGAAGAACAAAAUGGUAUCAAGGUUCCGUGUUUUGAUAUAAGAUAUGGCUUUUUCGUCAUGAUGGGUGGUCUCGAGGUCGACGUCAGUAAAUUUGAGCACUUCACAGGACAUUGGGCAGCUCGAGGAACAUUGCAGUCUGGCACAUUACGGCUAUCAGUCAACGGUGUUCUACAACUUGCAAGAAUGGGCCAUUUCCUUCCCAUUGAACGAUCCAAGAUCAACGACAAGAGCAAAGCAGAUACUUUGCAAAAGGUUCUUGUCAUGACGCAGGUCCUUUGGAUGGCAACUCAGUGUAUUUUUCGUCUGGGAUAUGGGCUUCCUCUCUCGCUUUUAGAGAUACACACAAUGGUACACGUUAUAUGUGCGGUUGUAAUGUUUAUGUUCUGGAUCAAGAAGCCAAAAGACUUGUUGGACCCAGAUUCUGUCGACACGACCAAAUUUGAGGACAUUGUUGCCCUCAUGGUUCAAGAACAAUUCCACUGGAAUAAGAGCGAUGAGUUUAUUUUAUAUGCCAAACCAUUAGCCGAUGAACACAAUGAUAGCCAAAGCCAAGCUGCGCUGGUCUGGGUGCACUCUACCGAUACGUCUCGACGCAAGUAUUUUCAAGAUGAUCAAGGUUUAGCUCAACAAAUCAAUUUGAUUGAAGAUGACGGAAAUCGUAUCAUGUUAAAAACUGGCGAGGUUCUCCCAUCAGGUCUUGGGGUCGUUGCCAGAUCUUCUAGUUGGAAAACGGAGACUAUUCAGCGAAAGGUUCUGCCUUCGUGGUACAAUGAACAUGCAUACGAUGAUCCCUGGGACAUCCCGGACAGUAUUUGGGUUACCGAGUGGGUUGAGGCUGAGCCAGUUCCUCCGACCGUGGAUCUCUAUGCCGAGGAUAUUCAACGAUGGAACCAUGUUAUACGAGCAAUCGAGAACCUUGACGGUCAAAUUCAGGAGCCACAACCGUUCCGUGACAGUCAUCAAAGAGCUCGAUAUCGGGAUCAAAACUUUCACAACGCUUUUUUACGAUCUGCCGGAAAUCUUCAGUACUCAGAAGAAAGCCGGGUUGACCCGGAUCAGAUUCUUAGCUUCAUUAUCGAUAACCCCAUCCUGCUAGUCCUCCUCCUCGUUCUCCCGGGUCUAUACGGCGGCAUUCAUCUUGGAACGGCACAAAUACCAUUUCCCACUGACAUCGAGAAGCUUCUUUGGAAAAUUGCAUCUAUUGAUAUCAUCGUCUCGAUGCCAAUAUUCCUGAUAAUCUCUGUCCUUGGCCUUGGCUUUUCCCAACGGUAUCUCAAGUAUGAGUCUAUUGCACAUGACUCGUGGGCAACUUUAUACAAAUUUCCGGCACAUCUGAUUUUUCUUGGAUAUAGUCUCUCUAGAACGUUUCUCGUUAUCGAAUCAUUCAUUAGUCUGAGAGCGCUUCCGAUAGGGGCUUACUGGACACCUUCGUGGUUGCAGAUGAUACCACAUGUUUGAGGACAAUACCUGCAUUCCUAGGAUAGCGACCUAGUGUUUGGGAUAUAGCCUAUAAAGCUCUCCGUAUACCUGUUGGUUUCUGCUACUUCCCAAUAACAUGCACCAGUUAAUACGUA